Mytilus trossulus (common blue mussel) is the source of this 811-nucleotide messenger RNA. RefSeq names its product L-xylulose reductase-like. The transcript is spliced from 7 exons. The record is from RefSeq and is a predicted model, not a curated record. NCBI's taxonomy places the organism in Eukaryota, Metazoa, Mollusca, Bivalvia, Mytilida, Mytilidae. The coding region runs from base 56 to 811 and encodes 251 amino acids. Gene Ontology annotation, molecular function: L-xylulose reductase (NADPH) activity; carbonyl reductase (NADPH) activity. Gene Ontology annotation, biological process: glucose metabolic process; xylulose metabolic process.
GUUUGUUUAUCUAUGUUACUGUAAAUAGUUUAUCUGAUCACAUCUUUUUAAAGAAAUGAACAUCAAUUUUAAUGGUAGAAUUGCCCUCGUUACAGGUGCUGGGAAAGGUAUCGGACGCUGUAUUGCUCUAAAAUUAUCAAAGCUUGGGGCCAAAGUCUUUCCUAUAAGCAGAACAGAAGCAGAUCUUGACAGCUUAAAAGUGGAGGAUUCAUCGAUUGAAACACGAUGUUUAGAUAUUGGAAACUGGAACGACACAAGAAAAGUGAUUAAAGACAUUGGACAAGUAGAUCUCUUAGUAAAUAAUGCAGGAAUAAGUAAGAUGAAAUAUGUUCUUGAAGCAACAGAAGAGUUUAUAGACGAACAUUUUGAUGUAAAUUUUAAGGCAGCUUUGAACAUAUCUCAGAUCGUCGCCAAAGGAAUUAUUUCACGGAAAGGAAGUGGUGCCAUAGUGAAUAUUUCAAGUAUUACCGGUAUGCUAGCUGCACCGGGUUUUCCUGUUUAUUGCACUACGAAGGCAGCUAUGGAUAUGCUCACAAAGUCUAUGGCAUUAGAGUUUGGACCUUUAAAGAUCCGAGUCAACAGCUGUAAUCCAGGUGGAGUAUUAACACCAAUGAGUGAGCAGGUUUUGGUCUCCCAGGAACAAAAAGAUGCUUUUACAGGACGAAUACCGAUGGGACGAUUCAUAGAACAAGACGAGGUUGCCAAUACAGUUGCAUUCCUGUUGAGUGACUAUGCAUCAAUGAUAAAUGGUGCCUUAGUUCCAGUCGACGGUGGAAACAUGAUACAUAUAUCACCUAACCCGGUCCAGUAG